GGACCCAACAAACUGUUGUGCGCCAAUUGCCAUGUUUGCGUUGCAUAAACAUUUGCGUUAUUACUUUGGCAAUCGUUAUUAUAUAUAUUAUCGACAAUGCUCGCAAAAGGCGAAAACGGGCAUAAUGCUGCUAAAUAUGGGUGGCCCGGAAACUACAAAGGAAGUACAAAAUUUUUUAACACGUCUAUUCUCUGACAAAGAAAUUAUCCGUAUGCCGUUCCAAGAUCUUCUAGCUCGUUUUGUAGCAUGGAAAAGGUCACCUAAGAUCGAGGAGCAGUAUUCUCGAAUUGGUGGUGGGUCUCCAAUUCUCUAUUGGACCAGAGUACAAGGUGAAAUGAUGGUGAAACACUUAGACGCUAUCAGCCCAGAAACAGCUCCUCAUAGAUUCUACGUUGCAUUUCGUUAUGUCCAUCCUCUUGUGGAAUCUUGUGUUAAUGAAAUGGAAAGAGACGGUGUAGAGCGUGUUGUUGCUUUCAGUCAGUAUCCACAGUACAGCUGUGCUACUUCGGGAAGCAGUUUAAAUGCCAUUGUUCGUCAUUACGAAAGGGAAGAAAAAACUUUCAAUGGUGUGGAAAGUAUUGAGCUUCCUUCUGUACAGAACAAAAGUCCUGGACCGAUCUGGUCCUUUAUUGACAGAUGGCCUGUUUUUCCCCCGUUGGUUAACAGUUUCGCCAAUAAAAUUCUUGACGAGCUCCAGAGUAUUAAUGAUGAAACAGAGCGUGCGAAUACCGUCCUAAUUUUCAGUGCACAUUCGGUUCCACUAUCUGUCGUCAAUCGCGGUGAUCCUUAUCCUCAGGUGGGUUUAAGACAUUUAUGGCGUGUAGACGCUUAGCAUUGUAUACUCACAGAACAGUUAAAGACCCCACCACUUUGACUUUAUUGUAUUUGUAACGUACUUCGUCCAAAAAUAAGCCCACAUAACUUAGAAUAUUUUGCUUACAGUAUGAAAAUUUGCAUUAUUCAUCUGGCCUAUCACUAUUCAGUUCAUUUUUAACCGACGGAUCAUAUCAUAAAGUCAGUUUCUAUCUUAGAUUAAAUUAUCAAGUAGCGUUAACUGUUAUACACGUAAAAACAUCCGGUUAUGUUGAUUUACACAAACAUACGAUAAAAAUUUUCCCAUUUUCAAACACCAAGCGGAACUUCCAAUUAAUCUGAAGUCUUAGAAUUCUUUUAACAUCUAUAAUUUGCAUCUACUUGGAACCUCAACUCUUAUCAAAUUUACUAUGUGGAGCCAACGGACGAUUAAAAUCCGAAACCGCGUUUUAAGUCCUCAUGUUUAACUUAACGAUGACAAUAAGCUAAAGGUCUUGAAGAAUCUAAUAGCCACGUAGUUCAUAUUGUUUUUUGAAAAACUAGAACAUAUUCGUAUGUUUCUAACAAAUAAUUGGGUUUUGAGAGCCUGGUAGCACCACCAUCCACGACAAAGUGUCUUAAAGCCGAGUAUUCAAACUCUUACUUAAUCUGCAAGUCAUAAUAAAGUAAUUACUGGUUAUCUGUUUAAUCCAACCAUUUCCAUAACUACCUACAUAGCUCUCCAGAUUUAUGUCAUUAAGUCGGUAAAAUUUAUGAGCUUUUAAAAGUAGAAAAGUCAAAUUGGAAAUGACAUCCCUUUGUUUGAUUCUGGUUUUUUUGUUCAGUUAAGUGAAACUUGAAAGGUCCAUAUCUAUAUCUAUUUAAAGUGGUUGAUUUCAGGAUAUUACUUGUUUUCAGAUUUCAUUUGUUAACUACUUCCAGGAAGUAGGUGCCACUGUUCACGCAAUCAUGAAACAACUCAAUUUCUCAUGGCCUUAUCGUCUUACUUGGCAAUCUAAAGUUGGUCCAGCUGCUUGGUUAGGUCCAUCAACAGUAGACACCCUAUAUGGGUUGGGUCGUUUAGGAUAUCGACACGCGCUAUUAAUUCCUGUUGCAUUCACUCUAGAUCAUAUUGAAACCCUGUAUGAAAUGGACAUAGAAUAUUGCUCUGAAAUAGCAGCUAAAGCCGGUAUGGUUUCUGUACGCAGAUCACAAUCACUGAAUGGUGACCCUGCAUUCAGUCAAGUAAGUGGUAUUGUUUAGUGUUCGAACAAAAGAUUGACAGUUGUCGUUUUUUCAGUCUCAUCUUGUAAAGGUCAAAGGGGAUGAGAAGCUACCCCCAGAGUUCAAUGUAAUGUAAACUUUUUGUAAGCCUCGAUUAUCAUAAAGAAUAUAACUAUUCAUAACUGGGUAGAUUGUAUAAUUUCUAUGAACUAUCUGUUUGAGUCACUACGUAACAACUGACGUGUGUAAUGUUAAAAUUAUCAUCGUCCAUCUCCAGUAACAGUUGAUUACAGCAUUCAAAAUGUUUUGUAUUGCUGUAACAACAUAAGUUCUUACCUCACCUUAAUAGUUUAACUAUAGCAGAAAGAACAGGGAGAUUAUUCAGACGUUGGUCAACAUAAAUAGUUUUGUCUUCCUAUGGAGAAAAAUACAGUAUAAUUAACAUUUCCAAGUGAGAAAAGGUAAAUUGCACUCAUACAUUCAUCUAAACCAAGUUAAACCAACUCUAUCCGUUAUAUCUGGACAACUGAAAGUGUAUACGUGGGUGGUAAAAAUAUAACAAAUGAUGUGAAGCCUCUUGUGAAUUAUGGUGGUAUCAUUGAAAUAUCUUGCUUUGAACAAUUUUAUGAGCUACUGUAAUGGUUGUCUCUGUAUAAGCUUUGUUUCGCAGCUUCAGUGAGAACAACGGUAUUUACUAGAUUGCAAAUAUCCAGUUAUCAGUUCGAAAAUCGGACAUGCAUCUCUUAUGUUUCGCUUCUCACAGAAAAGUAAUAAAAUGAUGUCUUUUUUCUUUAAAAUAAAGAAGGCAAAAAACAUUGUUUUUUCUACGACAUUUACAUUGUAAAACUUUCAGUUUACUUUCGACUUAAGAAUUUGGAAUGGGAUUAUGUUAUAGGGUUUUUAUCUACUUUUGUCUUUGGAUCCUGUUUCAUUUUCAAUGUGUUCAUAUUGCUAAAUAUUAAGCAUUCUGUUAUCAUAGUCAUGUGUUUGUAGGAAUUAAAUAUUAAUUUUACCUGAGAUAGUUUUUUUAUUUCAGGGCCUAGCCGAAUUAGUCCUAGAUCACCUUCGUCUGGGUGAUCCAUGCUCGAAACAGUUCAUGCUUCGCUGUCCGAUGUGUACUAACCCAUCUUGUGAACGUACCAGAAAGUUCAUUAUGGCCCAAAAAGAACGAGUACAUGGAUGGACAACUCUGCACUUGCCGAACAGUGAGCGUGUACGCUUAUGUAGAUAUAACUAAAGACUGAAACCAUUUUUAAUUGUUUCUAAAUAAAAAUUUUCUGUUUCGAA
Molecule: messenger RNA, 3303 nt
Organism: Schistosoma intercalatum
Lineage: Eukaryota; Metazoa; Platyhelminthes; Trematoda; Strigeidida; Schistosomatidae
Source: the annotation of a GenBank genome assembly